AUGGGACUGCGGUCUCCUCUCGAACUUCUUUUCCUCCUCUUCACCCUCCUUGUACCUCUUACCUCCGCCGUACGAUUCGAUCUCAUCCCAAAUACACACUCAGGAAAGCACGAAAGAUGCAUAAGGAAUUUUGUUGCGCGUGACCAGCUUGUUGUUGUCACUGCCACCGUGAGCGGCUCGAAGGGAGAUGGCCAGGUUGUCAACAUGCACAUCAAGAGUUCUCUAGGCGACGAUUACGCCAAACCAAAAGAUAUUGCCGGCGAGAUCAGACAGAUGUUUACUGCCAGCGCCGACUCUUCCUUUGACGUUUGCUUCUCUAACGUCCUUUCCGGGAGACAUCCUGGCCCCAAUCCUUCUCGUCAGGUUGAGCUGAGCAUUGAAAUCGGUGCUGAUGCUCGUGACUGGGAUGCUAUCAAGGUCCAGGAGAAGCUCAAGCCAGUUGAGGCUGACCUUCGCCGUUUGGAGGCCAUGAUCACCGAAAUCGUUGCGGAGAUGGACUUUAUGCGCGCACGAGAGCAGAAGCUCCGAGAUACCAACGAAAGUACCAAUGAGCGAGUUAAGUGGUUUGCUUUCGGCACCAUGGGCAUGCUGAUUGGUCUUGGUGUCUGGCAGGUUGUCUACUUGAGAGCCUACUUCCGAUCGAAGCAUCUUAUCUAA
Molecule: messenger RNA, 657 nt
Organism: Trichophyton rubrum CBS 118892
Lineage: Eukaryota; Fungi; Ascomycota; Eurotiomycetes; Onygenales; Arthrodermataceae
Product: endoplasmic reticulum vesicle protein 25
Exons: 4
Coding region: 1-657 (218 amino acids)
Biological process (GO): intracellular protein transport; Golgi organization; endoplasmic reticulum to Golgi vesicle-mediated transport
Cellular component (GO): endoplasmic reticulum; Golgi apparatus; endoplasmic reticulum-Golgi intermediate compartment
Source: RefSeq, a predicted model, not a curated record